Trypanosoma theileri is the source of this 1140-nucleotide messenger RNA. RefSeq lists its product as uncharacterized. NCBI's taxonomy places the organism in Eukaryota, Euglenozoa, Kinetoplastea, Trypanosomatida, Trypanosomatidae. The record is from RefSeq and is a predicted model, not a curated record. The transcript has a single exon. The annotation marks the transcript as partial.
AGUCUGUGCAGUCUGUACAGUCUGUACAAACUGGGUGCUGACAAAGUGACCUUUUGCUUUGUUGCAUCUAAUGUGACAGUUAACGGCCGCCGUUAUGUUUGGUCGCGUGAUGUGAGGAAACCUUUUUUGCCGGAGGGUGACUCAGCGGUGGCGUCAAGCUCGAAUAAAUUAUCUGUUGGUGCCAUUGUUGGUAUUGUUAUCGCAGUUGUGGUUUUUCUUGUUAUUGUGGCUGUCAUUCUGUUUUUUGUACUGCGUCAGCGACCACAACAAGAACAACGAAGAGAAAAGGUGCCGAUAGAUGCUGUGGACUCUCAAUCCACAAGUAAAACAACCACAGUGGAGACUACUCCGAACCCUCUCAUGAAUCCUCCUGUUGUUGCUGCUGCAGGGAUUGAGUUGCAACAUCAUCCUUUGUCUCAUACGCCUGCAACAGAGAUGGAGACACAUGCCCGUUCUCAAACACCUCUAGCAAUGCAGUGCCAUGACAGAAUGACACCCACCACUGUUACCGCCGCAGUUGAAGUGAAAGAGCACCGUAACGAACUCCCUCGUGUAACGCGGGAUGAGGAUCCUUCCAGACGUGUUGCCGCUCCUCCAGCUAAGGAUGCAUUGCGACAAAAACACUUUUUGAGAGGCUCACUCCCUAAUACCAAUCAAUCUUUGGGUAAAACGCCUAUCAGAUCUGAUGUGCUGGGAGCUCCAAACUGCACACCACAUCAGGUAUCAAGUGAAACUGUGUUGACGACUCCCGUUGAAACUGAAGUUGUGCGUAAGACUGGGGAGGAGCAAAUGACCUCUAAAACAAUAAAACGUCAGUCUGACAAUGCAAUGAUGACACUUUGCAAUGCGGUUGGUUCUCACCCUGAUCCUGACGCAGAGAAGAAUGCUGAGGGGAGUCACUCAGCAACUCUCCCUGCCCCUCCGUCCUCUGAAGGAGCAGGCACGUUACCAACUCUCAGUGAAACGAGUGUUCCCCAUGAGGAUGAGGGUGAUAUGACUCCUCAAAAUACAGGUGGCUCUGCUUCCAAUUAUGAUGAGCAGUAUUUUCACGAAGUGAUGUCGAGAUUUCCCUAUUUGUAUGCUUUGGUGCGUUUUUUUGAGGGAGGAGAGUUUACUCUUGACGUAGAGGAAGAUGCUUAG